Molecule: messenger RNA, 2655 nt
Organism: Lonchura striata (white-rumped munia)
Lineage: Eukaryota; Metazoa; Chordata; Aves; Passeriformes; Estrildidae
Source: RefSeq, a predicted model, not a curated record
CCACGGUCUGGCUUUUGAUUUUGCAAAUGCAAAUGGAGAAGGUGUUGCAGUGAUACCCAUAUCUAACGCAUAUGUGCUGCCAACCUCCUAAAUUCCUUUUUUCCACGCAUGUACAUGAGCUGUCCUCAAAUUUAUGUGCUGAUACAUGCACAUUGUAUAUUCCAGUAAUGCCUUGCACCCCCUCCGGGCUUUUGUUGCUGCCUCACCAAAAAUAUAGAUUCACAUGACUCUGGAAUAAAACAGGAGAGUCUCAUCUGCCUAGGUUACUUUAAAUAGAAAAGAAAUUAAGAGAGGAGCCAGCAAAGAUCGUCUCACUUCUCAGAAUUGAUUCUCUGACCUUUUUUACUGUGUCCCCCCCCUGAAAAUCUGCUUUUCAUCUGCACCAUUCCAACCUCCUGCAGUUGAGGAAGUACCGGAAGCUUUUUGAGCCCUUUUCAAAGAUUCCACCUCUGCAGCCAGACACCGAGCUUCGUUUCUGUGCCAAAGACAUGAAGCACCGUUUGGGCUUCUUGCUGCAGAAGUCAGAUUCCUGUGACUACAGCUCUUCCCAGGGCAAGAAGGAAAAGUUAUCUUCAAGCCAGAGGCUUAGCCAAGAGGAAGUCAGAAAAUGGGCAGACUCUUUGGAAAAUUUGAUCCAUCAUGACAGAGGACUGGCUGCUUUCCGUGCUUUUCUCAAAUCUGAGUACAGUGAGGAAAACAUCGAGUUCUGGGUCAGUUGUGAGGAGUACAAGAAAACCAAGUCACCAACCAAGCUCAGCCCCAAGGCCAGGAAGAUCUAUGAUGAGUUCAUCUCAGUGCAGGCCACAAAAGAGGUGAAUUUGGAUUCUUGCACACGGGAGAAGACGAGCCACAACAUGCUGGAGCCUACACUGUCCUGCUUUGAUGAGGCUCAGAAAAAAAUAUUCACCCUCAUGGAAAAGGAUUCUUACCGUCGCUUCCUCAAGUCCCCUUACUACCUGGACUUGGUCAGCCCACCUGGUGCUGGCUGUAGGCCUGAAAACUGCAAAAGAAACCACACUCACAGCUUAGACUGCAACUCCAACAUCAUCUCUCAGUGCGCCUAAACCUGCAGCAAGGCAGGGGCGGGCCGGGCUCUUGCAGAACAUACGGCAGCAAAAGCAUUCAUUGGCAUGAAGCAACAGAGCUGUCUCCAGUAGCUGUCUAAUGUUCCAGUUGUAUCCCAUGUCAUGCAGCAGCCAGCAUUUGUAACCCAAUCCAGGUUCAGUAUGUGUAGCAAACCCUCCUCUGAUGGGUUGGUAUAGGAGCGCUGCGGUCUAUAUCUGGCAGGAGCUGGGGGCAGUCACUGUGUGUGCCAGGGCUCUGCCAACCCUGUGAGCCCAGCAAGGUGCUGGGGAGCCUGCCAAGCCCUGGCUCUGCUCACUGAGGGACCAGACUGGCAAGAUCGCCAUGUGACACCCAGCGACGUGCAGGGCAGAGAAGGAGCCGAAGGAAUGCUGGGGACUGUGAUCUCCCCUUUCUAAUCUGCAAAGGUUUAGGUGAAAAGGGCUGGCUCUGGUUCUUAGCUGUUCAUAACUCCCAAAUGUCCAGGCUCUCCGGAGUUUUUUCUCAGAGCUCAGGGUGUACUGCAUUGCAGAAUCAGGCACAGGAAGAGCUCCUACUCUUUUUUGAAGGGAGACCAAAACUUUUCAGACAGCCUCCCUCAAUCAUCACAGCCAUAGUCGCAGGGAAGCUCAGCCUCCCUCAGUCAUCACUCUUCCCUCUGGCUGCUGCUCCCUCUGUAGCACCCCGUUUAUGCUGGCGAAGGAUCUUUUCUGGGGCUGUGCAGAGCUGUCACUUUGAGGAAGGUUCAUUAUUUCCUGUGUUAUUAAUUUUGACCUUCACACACCCAGGUUAAAUAGUCCAUCAGAGCAGAACAGAAACUUGUUCCUUCUCUCCCAGACAGGAGUAUAUUCCUGACUCUGGGAGUGCCAUUUCAGAUUUGCCUCUCCUGGCUUGUAAGAAGCAGUUUGUGAGGGAAUAGAACCACCAUAUCUGAGGAGGAAAGGCCCUGCUUGGGAGUACUUGAAAAUGUUGGAUUUUUUUAAGGUGUUAUUUAUGUAUUUCAGUAGUAGCAUGGAUCACUUUUCCUGAAGAUGGUAGGACGAAUGUGUCUAUCACAUUACUUCUCCAGGGCUUUGCCAGAAGGCAGCUGACUUUUUAAUUGCUGUGGUGAGAUACGGCCUUUGCUGUGGGCUUUGGCACUGACCUGCAGUGGGAAGCAUGGGAGGCAGCUGCAGGGUUGCUGCCAUGAGCUGCAGCACCAGGUGUCUCACUGUCUCCCAGCCUUGGUCCCUCUUUCAUUAGGUAUUGCUGCUCUGGCCACUGUGUAUCCUGUGCUCUGCAUCCCAAUCCAUACAGCAGCUCUCACACCAGGGUUUUGGCAUUGCAGGAGGAGGUUGUGGCUCUCCAGGCCCAUAGAGAAACUUCUUUUUUAACACGUGCUUUAUUUUGUAUUUAGUCAAUGUACUAUCACCCUGCAUGCUCAGCUAAAAGAUGAGAGGCUUGCUAAAGCACUGAACAUAGCCAAGCAUGUGGCUAUGUUUUAUUUUCCCCUGGUACUGGGAACUCUUGGUAACUAUUGCAAAAACUGUAUCAAUAUUUAAAUAAUGAUGAAUGUAGUCUAAAUAAAGAUGUUUGUGUUAGUCCCUUCUAAAA